AUGGAUCCUAUGGGAAGACGAAAUGCCCGAAUCUCAGUUCUGUUUUGGCGAUUGACUCUUGUUGCAUUGGUUCUAUUCUUGACUUUUUUCAUAUUGGUGGAUUUGACUGGAGAUGUGCCAAGGUUGUUUCAGACGAAUACGAAUGUAGCGACAAGUGGGGAAACUACUGAAUUUGCAAAACGUUUGCAGAUGUUUGAUGCAGAGUGUAAACUCCCUGAUGGCAGAUAUCUUCGUGACGGUGAGGUGAGCUGUCUUUACAUACAUAACGCUUUGGUGGAAUCAACAACCAGCAAUGUGUUUUUCUAUCUUCCUGAUAAUUUGCACUUACAAAACUACAAUAGGAUUUCAAAAGGUACUGAGUGGAGUUUUCCAUUGAAAGGACCUAACGUGUUCAAUUUACAGAUGCUUUAUCUGUUUCCUAUUUCAGUAGAAGAGGAAUGGAAGAAAUUAUUGGCAUCUACAAAAUAUGAGAAACCUUUGCUUUCACCGGGUUUGUUAAAGGAUUGUGAAAAUGCGAUGGAUCCAAAUUGUAGAACUGUACAUCGACCUCUUGCGGUGGUGGAGGUGUUGAUGCUUCACGCCUCUUUUCCUGNUGAGAUAAUGCCUCUGCAUGACUCGUGA
Trypanosoma theileri is the source of this 621-nucleotide messenger RNA. RefSeq lists its product as uncharacterized. The record is from RefSeq and is a predicted model, not a curated record. The transcript has a single exon. Bases 1 to 621 code for a protein of 206 amino acids. NCBI's taxonomy places the organism in Eukaryota, Euglenozoa, Kinetoplastea, Trypanosomatida, Trypanosomatidae.